Molecule: messenger RNA, 531 nt
Organism: Plasmodium relictum
Lineage: Eukaryota; Apicomplexa; Aconoidasida; Haemosporida; Plasmodiidae
Exons: 1
Coding region: 1-531 (176 amino acids)
Source: RefSeq, a predicted model, not a curated record
AUGUUGAAUUAUUUAACUUUUGAAUUACAGAACAUAUCUAAAUCAACAGAUAAUUCGUUGUGUUUAUUGAAUUUUAAUAGUUAUUCAAGAAAAUUAGAACAAAGAAAUCAAAAAAUUAGUUCUAAAAAAGAUAAGAAGCUGAAAGUCUUAUAUGAAGAAUUAAAACUAAUUUUUCAUGAAGAAAAGGAAAUUGAAAAUAAAAUAUUUCAAGAAAUGAAGGAUCAAUGGGCUGAUUUAUGUUCUUCACUUGAAAUAGAUGAAAGUGAAGGUGAAGAAAAAAUAAAAUGGUUAAAUACCAGAUGGGAUAAUUAUUGCAUGAGAUUGCGUUAUGAAUUACACAUAAAAGAGCACUUUCUUUAUGUGAAAUUCAAAAAAUUCAUGAAAAAAGACCGUAGUAAUGAUGAUAUAAAGCUUUUUUUUGAUAAAAGAAAGGAAUUAUGGGAACAAAAUAGAAAAAAAAAAAUAAAACAAUGGAAUAAAUUUUUGUUUGAUACUAAAAAAAGUUUUAAUAAAAGAUUUGUACAAACAUGA